AUGCAGCCUAGUGCCCACCCUACAUAUGUACGCUGGUUAACCAAAACCGGAGCGCAAUAUUCAGCAGUGGAGUAUUCAAACGUAAUAAUAGUAGAGCGUAAGGAAUCUGCAGAAGCAUCCCAGGUCAUACCAGAGUUUAGGCAAGAUGUUUCUGAUUCCAAUUUACAUGGAGAGUUUGCCGAGAUAUUCGCUGUGAUCUGUCGAGACUGUUGCAUUGUGUCCCAUUCGGGUCACGCGCUGGCGAACGCGUCACGUGCAGCGAGUGAACGUGCCCGCAUGCUGACCGACGCAUGCGAGCGUGCCAGGCACGUGCCGGAAAACGUGGAGAGGGCCAUCAGGAUCAUCAACUCACAAGCAUUUGAAGCUGAUUCCCGCGCGGCUGUUGUGGAGGGCGAGGUGCAGGCGUGGGCGGAGCAGUACAGGCGCGCGGUGGAGGCGCACGUGCGCGCGCUGUGUGCCGCCGCCACACGUGCGCGCGACCAGUACCGCCGCCAGGUCGAUGACCGCACCAGGCAGCUGGAGGACAACGCGAAAGACGCCCAGCAUGCGGUCAAGUUCGCCGAGGAGGCAGGCGACUGCUAUAGGUUUCUGAUCCUAGUACCCCAGACACCGAUAGUACUUCGCGAUACCUUCGGAAGGAUCGAUCUAGAACCAAUCAAAAAUUUACUACCUCAAGUUCCUUCGUGCUUCGGAAGACACUUCGAGGCGUCGGUGCCGGCUCCGUUAACGAAAUCAUCGAUCAAGCGGCCGGCGUCUUCGAUUCUGCCGAAUCCUGCGUCUGAUAUGUCAGUUGUGCGCGGCCAGGUGCUAUCGUCGGCGCGCGAGGACGAGUUGCUGUCGCUGUACGGCGCGGUGGCGGCGCGGCUGCAGCGGGUGUGCGAGGCGCGCGCGGGGGGGGCGCCCCGCUGCGAGCUGCGCUUCGCCCCCGCCGCGCCCGCGCCCCACGACCCGCGCCUGGUGGGCCGCCUGCUCACGCGCGCCGCGCACCCGGACCACUGCCUGCUCCACACUGACGGUCACUCGCCCUAUAUUACAUAUCUUUAG
This is a messenger RNA of Diatraea saccharalis (sugarcane borer), 1044 nucleotides long. NCBI's taxonomy places the organism in Eukaryota, Metazoa, Arthropoda, Insecta, Lepidoptera, Crambidae. The record is from the annotation of a GenBank genome assembly.